Molecule: messenger RNA, 1370 nt
Organism: Trifolium pratense (red clover)
Lineage: Eukaryota; Viridiplantae; Streptophyta; Magnoliopsida; Fabales; Fabaceae
Product: 26S proteasome non-ATPase regulatory subunit 14 homolog
Exons: 6
Coding region: 219-1160 (313 amino acids)
Biological process (GO): proteasome-mediated ubiquitin-dependent protein catabolic process; protein deubiquitination
Cellular component (GO): proteasome regulatory particle, lid subcomplex
Molecular function (GO): protein binding; metallopeptidase activity; proteasome binding
Source: RefSeq, a predicted model, not a curated record
AUUUUUCUUGAUCCAAACGAAACUUUUGCAAUCGUAUUUAACCAUCGCUGAGUUUCUUUCUCUUCUUUCUCAGUGAGUGUUCACAAACAACAACAACAACAAAAAAGCAUUCAGUGAAAGAAAAAAAAAAUCACUCUUAACUUGUUAACGAAGAAAACGAAAACUUGAAGCUUCAAUUUUCUAUCAAUCGUUGUUUCUGAAUCUUCAACAACACAAUCAUGUCAGGUAUGGAGAGACUUCAAAGAAUGUUCGCGGGUGCAGGUGGAGCACUAGGUGGUCAUCCACCACCGGAUUCCCCCACCCUAGAUUCAUCGGAGCAAGUUUACAUCUCUUCCCUUGCACUUCUCAAGAUGCUCAAACACGGUAGGGCUGGUGUUCCUAUGGAAGUUAUGGGUUUGAUGUUGGGGGAGUUUGUUGAUGAGUAUACUGUACGUGUUGUUGAUGUUUUUGCUAUGCCUCAGAGUGGUACUGGUGUUAGUGUUGAAGCUGUUGAUCAUGUUUUUCAAACUAAUAUGCUUGAUAUGUUGAAACAAACUGGAAGACCCGAGAUGGUUGUAGGUUGGUAUCAUUCACAUCCUGGAUUUGGUUGCUGGCUUUCUGGAGUGGAUAUUAAUACACAACAGAGUUUUGAGGCUUUAAAUCAACGGGCAGUGGCAGUCGUGGUGGAUCCUAUUCAGAGUGUUAAAGGCAAGGUGGUGAUUGAUGCGUUCCGGCUGAUUAAUCCACAAACUAUGAUGCUGGGUCAAGAACCACGACAGACAACCUCCAACCUUGGCCAUCUGAACAAGCCAUCUAUCCAAGCUCUGAUCCAUGGCUUGAACCGACAUUAUUACUCAAUAGCAAUCAAUUACAGGAAGAAUGAGCUUGAAGAGAAGAUGUUGCUUAACCUUCAUAAGAAGAAAUGGACUGAUGGUUUGACACUCAGGCGAUUUGAUUCACAUUCUAAAACUAAUGAACAGACUGUUCAGGAAAUGCUAAGUUUAGCAACCAAGUACAACAAGGCGGUGCAGGAGGAAGACGAGCUCUCACCAGAAAAACUUGCAAUUGCCAACGUGGGUAGGCAGGAUGCUAAGAAACACCUUGAAGAGCAUGUUUCUAAUUUAAUGUCUUCAAACAUUGUUCAGACUUUGGGAAUGAUGCUCGACACAGUUGUGUUCUAGAAUUAGGAUCCUCCAGUGUAUUCUUCUUCAUGAUUUUCGGCAAUAUUUCAUUAAAACUCUUUGACCUGAUUGUCUACAGAUUGUUUUCUGUUUCAAAUUUAUUUGCAUUUGUACGUGUUCAUCUCAAAUGUUACAUGUUUCAGGAUGAUAAUCAUUCAUGUUUUGAGCUAUGGAGACCCUGGGGAUUGUGCCCAAGAGCUUUAAAAUGCA